Cyclopterus lumpus (lumpfish) is the source of this 2521-nucleotide messenger RNA. RefSeq names its product par-6 family cell polarity regulator alpha (gene pard6a). The coding region runs from base 381 to 1616 and encodes 411 amino acids. Gene Ontology annotation, cellular component: cell cortex; apical plasma membrane; nucleus. The transcript is spliced from 6 exons. Gene Ontology annotation, biological process: centrosome cycle; regulation of cellular localization; establishment or maintenance of cell polarity. The record is from RefSeq and is a predicted model, not a curated record. Gene Ontology annotation, molecular function: protein kinase C binding. Lineage: Eukaryota; Metazoa; Chordata; Actinopteri; Perciformes; Cyclopteridae.
CGUCGCCAGGUUAGAGGAGGACGGGUUACACUGGAGCCUCGCGCUCACAUCCCAUACUGGAUUUACCGGACUCCACCUGUCGCGAGCGCUGUUUAGUUGUUCCCUCUCUCUCUCUGUCCGUGUCGUAACACAGGACCGCACGAGACACACAACAGGAGCGAGACCUGGCCGUUUCUUCUUCCUUUUUCCUUCAAACAAGUCCGCUCGGAACACGGACACGUUAACACAGCUUCGGCUCUGCUCGCCUGCUUGACGUUUUGAUUUCCUUUUUUUUUUUUCUGUCCGUUUACCCGAGGACAGGGGAGGGAACAACAACCAUAAUUCCGGUGGAUGUUUUUUAUCCGCAGUGCCUCAGCCAAGCAGCCAACCGGGGGAGCAGAAUGUCAAGGCAGCACCGGACGCCGUUAAAACUCACCGACAACGUGGUGGAGGUCAAGAGCAAAUUCGAGGCGGAGUACCGCCGCUUCGCCCUGAAGAGGAACGGCCCCGGCGGCUUCCAGGAGUUCUACCGCCUCCUCCAGACCAUCCACCGCAUCCCCGGCGCCGAUGUGAUGCUGGGAUACGCCGACGUCCACGGGGACCUGCUCCCCAUCAACAACAACGACAACUAUCACAAGGCCCUGUCGGCGGCCAACCCGCUGCUCCGCAUCAUCAUCACCAAGAAGGAGGGCGAACCUGUCGUUUUUGCCACCAACUCCCUCCAGAGACGUAAAAAGGGGCUGGGCUUAACCGGACUGCGCACCUCCGUCACAGGCUCCACCCACUCAAGGAGCAGACCGGGGCUCAUGAUUGGCAUGCCGCAGAACUUCCGGCAGAUCUCCUCCAUCAUCGACGUGGACAUCUUACCCGAGACGCACCGGCGCGUGCGGCUCCACAAGCACGGCACCCACAAGCCACUGGGCUUCUACAUCCGUGACGGCGUGAGCGUGCGCGUGACGUCACAGGGAGUGGAGAAGGUCCCAGGGGUGUUCAUAUCUCGCCUGGUACGCGGUGGGCUAGCAGAAAGCACGGGGCUGCUGGGAGUUAAUGACGAGAUCCUCGAAGUCAACGGCAUCGAUGUAGCAGGGAAAUCGUUGGAUCAGGUUACAGACAUGAUGGUUGCAAACAGUCACAACCUCAUUGUGACCGUCAAGCCGGCUAACCAGAGGAACAACGUGGUGCAUCGCGGGACCAAAACCUCAAUGGGCAACUCUGGUUCUGUGGGCUCAGCCGGAUCCAACAACUCCGCCCUGUCACAUGACUCGCCAAGCCCCGCCUCUCAGAGCAACCCCAUCACUGCAAGCAACAGCAUUGCCGAGGGCGACAGUGAUGAUGAUGAUGAUGACGAGGACGACGACGGCGACCUCAUCCUGGAGAACGACUGCCUGGCGCCCUACGACUCCCACCUGGUAACCAACAGCAACAACACUAACCUCAACAGAGACUCGCCCGGCGGGAGGUCGCACAACCCGGGUGCGGCUCGGCCCCUCCCACAGAGCGUCUCGUUGCCCAAUAGCGUCGGAGCGUCCCUGAGUGACAGCUCGACGGCGCUGUCCAAUCACAACGGAAACCCCGCCCACAUGUCUAGUAGCAGUCAAGAGAGCAUGAGAGAGGACGGCAACAUAAUCACACUGUAGCCACGACGACACUGACAGUCGAAACUAUGGGAUGUUGCAUCCGCACAGUGCGGUUACCAGGACAACGACAGAUGGCUGUGCUCCUGCGAGCUUGUCAGCACUAGCUAGUCUCGUGGAUCACAGGUUCCACAAGCUACCGGCAUUACAACACUGACACUGAGGUAAUGUACAGAACAAUAAUUUAUAGUCAACCGAAGGAAAUGAUUUAAAUGCCAUAACGUAUUAGCCGAUCCGCGGAGAGAUUAUUAUUACAAAGCCAUAAGUCAGUUUGAUGUCAACACGGUAUCAUCAAUCAGAAACCUCCCCAUUGACCGGAGGAUAGCCGACUGGUUCACCACAACAAGACACUGAAAGAACCGUACGAAGGGCUCUACUCCCAGUGCAUUAUGGGGAUUUUAAUCAACAAAGUGAAUACUUUUUUGUGCAUUUAAAUUCAAUUGCAAAAUGAAAUAUGUCUGCAUUCAUCUAGAAAGGAAUAUGAGUGGUUCUUCACAGCUGCUGUUUACGGUACGGAAAGUUCAGAUCCCUGCCGACGCCUGAAGGCAUCGGGACACACACAGGUGGAUGAUUCAGGUUUUGGCCAAUCAGAAGUGUUCAGAUUUACGAGAGCAUGUGAUUGGCUGAGAGUGUAUGUAUUAAUCCCUACACCCUCUAAUCUAUCUAUUCCACUUCAGCCGUGUUGCAACAUUUGAAUAUUGCCCAAAAUGUUUUUGAAAUCACAAUGUAUAAAAAUAUAUAAGACAUGAAACUGGUUGAAACCAGUUCAAAAUUAAUAGAUCAGAUUUUUCUAUUCUCUAAAUCAGCUGUCGAACAAUAAUCAGGAUUCAUCUUGUUGGUUUGAUUUUCUUUUUGUGUGUGUGUGUGUGUGUGUAUAUAAAUACAAAUAAAUAAUGUUGCAUAACACA